Messenger RNA from Elephantulus edwardii (Cape elephant shrew), 2193 nucleotides. RefSeq names its product fibronectin type III domain containing 7 (gene FNDC7). Gene Ontology annotation, molecular function: protein binding. Bases 55 to 2193 code for a protein of 712 amino acids. The transcript is spliced from 12 exons. NCBI's taxonomy places the organism in Eukaryota, Metazoa, Chordata, Mammalia, Macroscelidea, Macroscelididae. The record is from RefSeq and is a predicted model, not a curated record.
GGUGGAUUAAAGAAAUAUCUGCCUUUGAUUGGGUCAUGUCUUAUCUGUCUUAAAAUGGUUGCUUCAGCAAAAACAGCUCCUGAAAUACCCACUAUUGACCAGGCCUAUUCAAAAAUCAGCAACAGCAUCACUGUGGAGUGGGAGACAGUGCCAGGGGCCACCAGUUACCUCCUCACAGCCGAAGAUGGGGACACAGUCAUUGAGACCAUGGUGGCCAGCUCCCCAGGCACAGUGACAGGCUUGAAGGCUGCGACCUUGUAUCAAAUCACCAUCAGAUCCGUAGGUGCAGCUGGGAGAAGUCAAGCGUCCUCUCCAAAGCAGGCGAAGACAGUAUUGGCUGCACCAAUCCUAGAAGUAAGUUCUCCAAGUCCAGACUCUAUCCUUGUGCGAUGGGAAACUGUCUACAUGGCAAUUGGAUUCUCAGUGUCCAUCAUGCAAGCCAAUGGCUUGGGCAGAAUAUGGAAGGAGAACACCACCAACACUUCUUUGACAUUCAGCAGUUUAAAUGCCGGAACGCUGUACACCAUAAAGGCCUAUGCCUGGAAUGCCAACGGGAUCCCCGGGGACGAUUCCAUCUGCAAUCAGAGAACAAGUCCUCGAGCUCCUGCCAAUGUUCAAGUUUCUUUUGACAGUGGGACUCUGAAAGCCUCUAUCUCAUGGACACCCACAGAAGGAGCUUUCAACUAUACUGUGAUGGCUUUGGGUGGCUCCUCAGAGCUGAGCUGUAGCACAUCUUUCAGUUCCUGCAUCAUCUCUUCCCUCCAGUGUGGAACAGAGUACUUGAUAUCUGUCUUAGCGAGUAACGAUGCUGGAUCUAGCAAAUCAACUUCAGCAGGGACCCUGAAAACUGUUGCUUGUGCACCUGGAAAAGUGACAAUUCAAGAAGACUCCCCUGGUCACCUGUCUGUGGCAUGGCCCAACGUCAAGCUGGGCGAUUACUAUGUGGCCUUUGUGAAGAGCGAUGAUGGCUUGGAAGUGCACUGUAACACGUCCCUCACCCAGUGCAACUUCCUAUCUGAGUGUGGCUUCACUUACUUUAUUAGUGUUUUUGCCUAUAACAAGGCAGGACAGAGUCCUCUGGGUGAUGUGUUCAAUUAUACUACAGCUCCCUGUUGUCCCAGUGACAUUAGCCCCGUGUUCGUGUCAGGUGACAGAGUAGAGCUUGUCUGGUCUCCUGCUCGUGGUGCUGAACUCUACGAGACUAAGGCUGUACACGGGUUCCACGUGGUGGAGUGCAAUGACACCACCCCUGCUUGUACUCUUUCAGCUCUAGAAUGUGAUACCAAGUAUAACAUCACAGUGUAUUCCUUCAGCGAAGUCAGGGGUAGCAAUACGUCAUGUAUGUCACGAUUUAUCACCACAGCUCCCUGCAGUCCUGAAAUAAAAAAUGUUUCAAAGGACGCAGUCUCCUUGAUUAAUGUGCGCUGGCGAUCCACUAAUGAUGACGCCACUUACACGGUGACUGCCCGGGGAGAGACAGGGCUGUAUCAGUGCAGCAGCACCGGGGACUCCUGCGCCCUGGAGGGCCUGCCCUGUGGCUCGGGGUUCUCCAUCACCGCAGUGGCCGAAACACUGGCAGGACGGAGCCUGCCGAGCUACAGUGUGCCCUUGGAAACCGUGCCAUGCUGUCCAGUCGGCCUGACAUUAACGCAAGUCACUCAGUCGGUCAUCAAUGUUAGCUGGACUAUCGGGACUGGGGCCCAAACCUACGUCGUGGUGCUGGAGUCCCACGCUGGACAGUCAAAGUGUCACACGCAUGAAACCCACUGCCUCCUGGGAUGCAUCACGUGUGGCAUCAACUACACGGUGACAUUGAAAGCAAUUAGCGCCACCGGACUGACUGCGGAGUGUUCCUUCCGAAGUUAUUCCUCUAGUGCCUGUUGCCCUUUGGGGGUGAAAUUAUAUAGGCUGGGCCCUAAUGGCAUCCGGAUCUACUGGCAAGCCUCCAGGGGGGCUGCCAACUACAGCACUGACCUCUAUGGCUCCAAAGGCAUCUUCACCUGCACCCCCAACUCCAGCCCCAACUUCUGCGACGUCACCGAGAUUCCCUGUGGAGAUGUGUAUACUGUGAUGGUCUCCCCAGUCACUGAGACAGGACUGAAGCUUACAUUCUGUCCAAAAAAAAUAUAUUCAGUAACCUGCUCUGGAAGUACACUUGGAAUGGAUUACCUCUCCUCGGAUUUUGCCAGUUGA